Molecule: messenger RNA, 474 nt
Organism: Dibothriocephalus latus
Lineage: Eukaryota; Metazoa; Platyhelminthes; Cestoda; Diphyllobothriidea; Diphyllobothriidae
Source: the annotation of a GenBank genome assembly
GUAGAUGUCAUCGCAUCCCAGUUUGACCGGCUAAUGCGGCGCUUGCAGGAUCAACAGUUUCUGGGCUCCGUGGAGGCCCUGCACGAGACUUACCUAGCCGGUCUACAGGCCCAGGCCUUCCUUCUGCACCCCAUUCUGAAGCCCUGUCUCACUCGUCUGUUGGCAGUUUGUCGCAGAUUCGUGCGGCUAAGCCAACAACCAGAGGCUGCGGCAUCUGACGCGGACGCUAGUGGAGAUACUCGUCGCCGUCUCCCACCAGCCUGGGCAGUGCUGCGCGCGGAAUUCGAGCAUCUGGCCUUUGUACUCUUCACCAGCCUGUCCAGCGCACGCACCACAUCUAGUCGGGGUCUCGGAAUGGGCAUCCCAGAUACGUCUGGUGGCGGCGCCAGUCAGAUGGGAGGCCAUUUAACCCAACUCCUUUUGAGGCUGGACUUCAAUUCGUUUUUCGGCAAGUUUGCCUCCGAGAAAGGUUGA